Molecule: messenger RNA, 1369 nt
Organism: Myodes glareolus (Bank vole)
Lineage: Eukaryota; Metazoa; Chordata; Mammalia; Rodentia; Cricetidae
Source: RefSeq, a predicted model, not a curated record
AUGAAUGCUCGUGCAAUAAUCCAUCUGGGAGCCUUGGGUCCAAGUCCAGGCAGUGGGGAACCUGCGCACCCACCCGACUGGCUCCAGAGCCCUCCACGACCUAGCUGGAGUAAGGUUAAGCUUCAUCGCCCGCCUGCUUCAAAGGAGCUGGCUUGCGCGGUGGCGCGCUUGGUUCCGGGCCAACAAACUUCUCCCGGACCGUGCGCGCCGCCUCCCUCCUCCCUAUCGCGGUGGCUGCGGCGCCGGCCGGAUUCCCGCAGAGCCGAGGGCCGCGGACGGAGGCGGGGCGGCGUCCCCUUGCGCCUGGACCCUGACGUCCCAGCGGCGGCGGCCGUGGCAGUGAGGACGGCGGGGACGGCGGCUGCGCUCCGACCGGACGCGCUGCGCACUCUGCGGGUUGAAGAAGGCACAGGGCCGGGUACUCGGGGACCAGUCCCGGAUUCUCGCCCCUGUCAGCCCAAGACUGGCUCAGGAACCACCGUAGGGGUCCAAGUGGGUAACUCCAUGGGGAACUCGGGCGUCCGAGAUUGCGCGUCCUGGCUUUCACCUCUCCCGGCACAGCAUCCCAGCCCCAAACCACAGCCCCGCAGAAUUCGUAGCUUGCUCUGUGUGUACUCCCGUGGAUUCUCCUUCAGUGACCGUUCCACCCGCAUCAGCAUCGCUCACACUUCUGCUUUCCCAAACCCAACCAGAAAACCCACCGAGAACUAAAGUGGAACGCGCGAGCCCGCGUGACCUGGACGCACAAACACGAACCACAUUAUGGGUAGCGUAUCAAAGUGGCCUGAUCUGGCCAAAUGCACUCAGUCCCCUCGGCUGGGAGCGUGGGAAUGCGUAACCGCAGGUGGGCAGAUUUACUCCCGAAAUAUGUGCACAUGUGCAGUACCGUUUUGACAUUUUCUUAAAAAGCAGAUGCAGGCAAAUGACCAGAAUCAGAGCAUAUGGCAGAGACCGGGCUUGUGUGGGAGACAUCAAGCAAAAACGGUGGUAGAACUGAGCAGCUUACCUUGGGUUGGUGUCGGAGCCCCUGGGAGGCGCGGUGGAGUCCGGACAGAGCUGCCGCACCACCGCGGAGUGGCCCGCGCCAGCUCCCAGCGAGUGGAAGCGGGACGCAUCUCUGCCCUUAUUCGUCCCUCCAGUGUGACCCUCCCACUCGGUGAGCACGGAGGACUCCGCAAGACAGUCUUCAGCCAACUCGUGCCCAGGUUUUCCUUGAUCACACAGAGCUGGGAAUUAGGUCUUUUAGGUUUCUGUUUUAAUAACAAUAUCAUAGAGGCAAUGACAGUUGGAGGCAGACCCUUUCACACUUCUGACUAUGAAGAGUCCUCAAAGUACAAUACGUGGCAUACGUUCACAGGUAGAUAACUGG